Phanerochaete carnosa HHB-10118-sp is the source of this 1119-nucleotide messenger RNA. RefSeq lists its product as uncharacterized. Bases 1 to 1119 code for a protein of 372 amino acids. The record is from RefSeq and is a predicted model, not a curated record. The transcript is spliced from 2 exons. NCBI's taxonomy places the organism in Eukaryota, Fungi, Basidiomycota, Agaricomycetes, Polyporales, Phanerochaetaceae.
AUGGCUCAUUUGAGCCUCACUACGGUUAGCGGCAACUCGGUGAUACGCCACUUUCCGUUCCAGGGCUACUUGGGUCUUACACCGGUGCACAUAGAAGGAAUUGUGCAGAUACGUCUAGAGGCGAAGCAGAAGCGUAUACCUGCCAAGCUUCUUACCGUCUCCGUUCGUGCUUACGAGUCGCGCCGCACUGGAAACUCCCAGACUCGUGUACUGGUCGACUACAGCCAGACAUUGUGGAGCAAGCCCUCAGACCAGCCCCAUGCAGAAUUGGGCGAUUUCCAGUCGCCGUUCAAGAUCACCCUCCCGAAGGGUGUCGUUGGCUUUAGUACCGUAAACUACCAGGAUUACCGGACGUAUUGGAGAGUAGAAGCCACUCUCGAGCAUGCGGUUGCAUUCAAGUCGGACAUAGUCUUGUCAAAGCAUUUCGACUUGUUGCUCACGCGCCACGACAUUUCGCGUCCGCUAAGCCCGCCUCCGCUGCCGUCUGGGCCAGAUAUUGACCCAGCUUUACCGCUAAGGACUGACAAGCCGCGCGCACCAGUGCUACACUAUAAUAUUUCAACACCGGUGCAUGCCGUCGGGCCGACAGACCUGUUGUUCACCUCAGUGUUCAUUCGACCAGUCGACAAAUCCGUCAAGCUGCGGAGCGCGUCGCUCCUUGUCGAGAGGCGUCUCGUUCUGCAUGACGACCGUCCGAGCUCGCCGUUGUCGGCCAACCGGUUCCGUGCCCACAUCUCUCUGCGCCCCUCACCUGCCGAGCACGGGAGCGCAGAUGACGUCUUUGCCUUUGGCGUUGUCAGAUCUCCUUCGUCCCCUGUUGUCGCCACGCCGUCUAAUAUUUAUCCAUCUCCGCCGACGUCGCGUGAAGGGACCGGCCGCCAGAAGACUGUGACGUCUACGGUCGCAGUGGGUCAGGCAGCCGCGUUCUCUCUCGAUCGCGAGACAGGCGUGUGGACCAAGACGAUAUCUCUACCGUGGCCGGCCUCGAAAGGACAGUCGCGCUGGCCUAUCGGAGAGACGGUGAGGGGCGCUCUCGGCUCCGUCAGCUUCUGGGUCAAGGUCAAGGUAGCGCCCAUGAUGCCCGCCACACCCGCACUGCUCAUAGCCUGCCGCUUGUAG